Messenger RNA from Syngnathus acus (greater pipefish), 2573 nucleotides. It is a transcript of the gene tcea3, whose product is annotated as transcription elongation factor A (SII), 3. Gene Ontology annotation, molecular function: zinc ion binding; nucleic acid binding. Gene Ontology annotation, cellular component: nucleus. NCBI's taxonomy places the organism in Eukaryota, Metazoa, Chordata, Actinopteri, Syngnathiformes, Syngnathidae. The record is from RefSeq and is a predicted model, not a curated record. Bases 153 to 2264 code for a protein of 703 amino acids. The transcript is spliced from 19 exons. Gene Ontology annotation, biological process: transcription elongation by RNA polymerase II; DNA-templated transcription.
GGUGGUCAACUGGAGGGAGGACGCCGACACGCCCUCUCUUGAAUGGAGCGCGCCGUGCGUAAAGUCCGACGUGCAACCGAGCGAAAUUGUAAUUGGUUUCUCUUUCACACAUUUCAACGUUUGUAACCGCACGUGGUGAUUUAGAUGCAGCAAUGACGCGGGAGGAAGAGUUAAUCCGGAUUGCCAAGAAGCUGGAAAAAAUGGUGUCUCGAAAUAACACGGAAGGGGCUCUGGACCUGCUGAAUGAGCUCAAAAGUUUCAAUAUGACACUUAAACUCCUCCAGGAGACAAGGAUCGGCAUGUCUGUGAAUAGCAUCAGGAAGCACUGCACAGACGAAGAUGUCAUCGCUUUGGCAAAAGUACUCAUCAAGGAAUGGAAAAAACUUUUGGACUCCAGCCGUCCUCAAAUGGAGAAAGCCGCAGAAGACAAGAAUGGUUUGGACUCCAGCAAAGCAGAAGGGUCACCAAACGACUCACCCAGGAGCUUGGACAUCAAACAGCAACUGGAUUCACUACCUGAUGCAAAUCAGUCGAUGAAAGACAAGAAAAGAAAACGUACAGAUGAGCCCAAGAAUAAAAUGGCGCAUAGAUACGAGCAUGGCGAUGAAAAGCACCAUACUGAGAAACGACUUAAAGAAAUAGUCAAAGAAGGUAAAAAGCCGAGAGAGACAGAAGUCAACCAGCUUGAGAAGAAACACAAGCAUGAAUCAGACAAAGCAAAAGAGAUAAGAGAGCACAAGGAGCCCAAAAGAUUCAACGACUUGAAACCCAAAGAGCAGAACAGACUUGAGAGGCUGAUGAACACAAUUCCAGGCGAGCCUGCGAACGACGUCUUCAGGGAGAAAUCAUCAGGUGUCCAAAAGCCAUUAUUUGAAAGGAGAGGAGUUCUGGACAGCAGCGUUCUCUAUCCCACCCGAUUCCCCUCCCCUCCUCGGCCCGCUCGCCCCCCCCUUCCCAUCAGGCGCCCCUCUGUGGAUAUGAAGAAAGAGAGGAAGGAUGGUAAAGACUCCUCGUUAGGGUGCUCUCAAGCUUCAGGGCUCACCUCGCCCAAGGCCAAGCGUCCUUCACUGGACUCUAAGAAAGAGAGGAAAGUUCCAAAAGACCCAAGCACGCCAUGGGUUCCGCUUACUUUUAAACUCCACCCCCCACCACCAAGGUUAGAGUGCUGUGAGGAUGUCACCUCUGGCUGUGACGCGGCUGACCUCUUGCUCAAGAUGUCUUGUCCUUGUAGAAAAGAGCCGCCAGAUCCAAACGCUCCUCUGCCUCCACUGCCCUUUCAUCUUCAUCCGCCAGCUGCGCCAAAGCGCCCCUCGCUGGAUGGAAAAAAGGAGAGGAUGGAUUCCUCAGACUCUAAAAUUGCUUCCCACAAGACAUCAGAUUGUGUGAAAAGAGAAAGGAAAGACAGUUUGGAUAGCAAAGUGGCUAAAAAACAGUCAAUGGAUGUUAAGAAAGAAAGGAAGAACUCCCUUGACUCCAAAUUAAGCCAGCCAGUGAAACACCAAACAACUCCCACUAAACCAGAAAGGCGGGAGUCUGACUCAAAGCACAACAGCCUUUCACCCCGUGCAAAGAAGCUAACAUCUGAAAGGCGAGAGUCUCAUGGCUCAAAGGCCACUCAGUCUGGACCUCCGCAAAGAAAAACAUCCACUGACCACAAUGAAAGAAAGGGCAAAACCGAAGCCCCGAAAACUCCAACUACGCCAAGCAGCCCGUUAUCCCCCGGCUUCGCUUCCACUGGGGGUUCAUUACCGCCUCACCUAAUUACCGGAGACUCGAUUCGUGACAAGUGCAUCGAGAUGCUGGCGGCUGCCCUGCGCACUGACAAUGACUACAAAGAUUUUGGAACUAACUGUGACAGCAUGGCAGCAGAGAUUGAAGAUCAUAUCUACCAAGAGAUCAAGGCCACCGACAUGAAAUACAAGAACAGAGUGAGAAGCCGCAUCAGUAACUUAAAGGACCCAAAGAACCCCGGUCUGCGCAGGAACGUUCUCGCAGGAAGCAUUGAUUUAAGCCGCAUUGCCAUUAUGAGCGCUGAGGAAAUGGCUAGCGACGAGCUGAAACAACUGAGGAACGUCCUCACCCAGGAGGCCAUCAGGGAGCACCAGAUGGCCAAAACUGGGGGCACCACCACUGACCUGCUGCAGUGCGGCAAGUGUAAAAAGAAGAACUGCACAUACAAUCAAGUGCAGACACGUAGCGCUGACGAGCCCAUGACCACAUUUGUCCUUUGCAACGAGUGUGGGAACCGCUGGAAGUUCUGCUGAUGACUUCCUGGUGAAACCAUCUUUUUUUUUUUUUUUUAAAUAAUGGGGAGUUUCUAAUUGUAGCUGAUUUUAAAUAUUUUAUAUUCCUACAAUUUCCACUUGAAUGUUUUUUUUAAGCAUUCUAAUAAUGUUUGCUGUAUAAGAAAUUGAAGAUUGAGCAUGGAAUGACUAAGUCAUUAAGUAUGAGCGCAAUUGUGAAUAAAUUGGCUCUGUAAUAAAAAUUGUCCCUAAAUGUCACAAUGAAAAUAUACAUAAUUAUUCAUCAUUAUACUUUGUAUAUAAUUCCAAUAAACUGUAAACAAGAUGAAA